ACAGAAACUUAUGCUGGUUUUGUGGGUUGGUUGUCCUAACCACUGUUUUAUUCCCAACAAACACCCUUCUAAAUGCUUUUAUAUACUGAGAUUUUCUGGACAUGAACAAAAGAUAAGAUGCUACGAAGAAGAUCGUCCAAGAAGUACGUGAAGCUUCACAAAUGCCAGCUCCAGCAGGAUCAUGCCGAGCCCUUUCUGGCACCAGAAGCAGCCACUUAUGAUGGGAGUGAGGAGGGCAGCCACCACGGAAAGCCUAUGGAGAAUAAACUUUCACAGGCCAUCCAGAGGCUUAUCAUUGCUAGGGAUGUCCUGCAGUCCAGGCGUCAAACACCCCCAACUUCUGCCGCAACAAAUUUUCGAGGUGAUCAGAAUGAUGAGGGCAGAAGCAGUAGGCGAUCGGACCAUCCUUUAGAUGAAACGAUGUUUAAUGAAGUUAACCAGCAAAGAGAAGGUUUAGAAGGACAAAGAAUGAACAGAAUCAACAAAUAGGCUAUUGAUGAAAACUGUAAUUUGUUACAAGGGAUGCGAUUGUCUAAACCACAUAAACAAUUAGGACUUCU
This is a messenger RNA of Rubroshorea leprosula, 560 nucleotides long. The record is from the annotation of a GenBank genome assembly. NCBI's taxonomy places the organism in Eukaryota, Viridiplantae, Streptophyta, Magnoliopsida, Malvales, Dipterocarpaceae.